AUGGCGGCAGUUGCGAAGCGCCGGCGCUGCGUGGUGCUGGCGGACGGCAGCGCAAUCGGAUGCUACCACCGCAACACACACGAGACGCACACCGUGGUGCUCGAGCCCUCCGGCCACACGUACACGUAUAUCCAUCCCGACGGGACGCGCACGCGGCACUUGACGCCCACCGCGCUGUCCAGUCACCGUCCGAUGGUGGUCGACACACUCAACCAGCGCAACCGGUUCACGGACCAGCCGCCGUAUCUGCAUGUACAGUUAAUGCAAGCAAAAGACGUGAGGCGGCAGCGUCGCAUCCGAGCGCCUCGAGCCAGGUGGCCAGCGUCAGGAGGGAAGCUCAAAGUGUCGAAGCUGUACAACGAGCAGGAGAAGUGCUUCGAGAUGCAGUCGAUAGAGGGCGCGGCUAAAGUGCGAGUGCAAGCCAGUGGGAAGCUGGUGGAUCUCUAUUAUGUGGUGGAAGUGAAGGUCUCGGACGACCAAGUGGAGGACAGCAGCCACGCUCAUUACGCUACGCUGCAUCGGACGUUCGCGGUGGGUCAGACGCCGCAGAGCUUUGAGCUGCCGGUGAGGACGUUACUGGCGGCGAAAGCAGCGUGGGAUAAUGACCGUGAAGCAGAGAUUGAGUUUGUAGGUGGGGAUUCGGAGGACGGCGUGAAUGGAUCUGUGUCGCAAUUGCCCGGGAAUGGCGCGUUCGCUGCUCGACCAGCGUUUCCCAUCAUGGCUACGAGUAACGACGGCGUUGUGGGAGAUGGAGGAGAGCAGGCAAGUGGUUUGGCUUUGGCCGAGAUAUUGCGAGUGGCUACGCUGCCCUCUAAGUUCCUGUACCAUCGUGUUGUGGCGGAGGUCGUGGGGGAGGAUGCAACGUUGCUUGUUCAACUGAACUGUGAGCGAUCAUUGCUGGUGGGGUGCGAUGGGUUUUACACGUGGUAUGAUGAAAUAGGACGACCUCAGCACCGGUUCACGCGUGAAACGAUUCCUCCGCCGUCCACCAUCGACAACAAGGGCACGAGUCACUCUGUGGAUGCGCUUUGCCAACACAUCGACUACCACGGGCGAUUUCGUGCAUUCCGUGAUGGCCGCGUUCGCGUUGCCUUUGCAGAUCGCACGAUCCUCCAGGUUGAACGCGACGGCGACUGUUGCUCGUUCUUUUUUGCUGACGGGAGCUCGGUUCAGACGACGUUGGCGUCAGCACCACUGCGGCAUCGUCCGUACAUCUACCGAGCGCUGGAGUUCGGCGACUGGGCCUUUGCGUCGCAAGAGGAGCGUAUGCUACGCCACACCAAGCGGCAAGAAGCACAGGCAAUUGUCUCGCGAGAACUACAGCGGAUCAGCGUGCGCUGCGGCAUGAACAGCCAACUUGAGUUGCCGCAGCAGACGAAGGCUCUCCAAUCUGCCACACUGCAACACAUCGCCAGCGUCGACCAUGCGCUGCAAAUGGCGGCGUCCGCAGCCACUAACGACACUUAA
This is a messenger RNA of Phytophthora sojae, 1467 nucleotides long. RefSeq lists its product as hypothetical. The transcript is spliced from 4 exons. Bases 1 to 1467 code for a protein of 488 amino acids. The record is from RefSeq and is a predicted model, not a curated record. NCBI's taxonomy places the organism in Eukaryota, Oomycota, Peronosporomycetes, Peronosporales, Peronosporaceae.